AUGUCUUCAAGCUCAAAGCGAGUCCUCUUGACCGGUGCCAACGGUUACUUGGCACAGCACAUCCUAUCACAACUGCUCUCGGCCGGACACUCGGUUCGGGGCGUGGUCCGCAACUCGUCCAAGGUAUCGCAGCUUCGUUCCUCGCCCAGCUUUUCUUCGUACCCAGCAUCACAGCUCGACUUUGCCGUAGUAGCCGACAUUACGGCAACGGGGGCCUUUGAUACGGCGCUGCGGUCGGAUCGGCCCUUUGACUGGGUCAUCCACACGGCCUCGCCGUUCAACUACCGCAGGGCAGCCGAGGCGACCGGUUCAUCCAAUGCCGACAACUUCCUCGAUCCGGCCGUCAAGGGCACGACAGAAAUACUAUCGGGGGUACAUCGCAUCGCGCCAACAGUCUGCCGUGUGGUCCUGACCUCGUCCACCGCCGCCGUCUUCAACUGGGAAAAGGGCAAUCCGCUCGUGACGCAGCCGGCCCGCGUCUACUCGGGCCGGGACUGGAACCCCAUUGCACAAGAAGAAGGUCUGACAACCACCAACGCCGUGCGGGCCUAUCAGGCCUCCAAGACGUUUGCCGAAAAGGCGGCGUGGGAGUUUAUCACGACCGCCAAGCCGGGGUUCGACCUGGUGGUCCUCAACCCGCCCAUGAUCUACGGGCCACUGCUCGACGCCGCCCAGUUGUCGAGGGGCCCGCAGGAUCUCAACCAGUCCACAUGGAACAUCUACUCCCAGCUCCUAGAUCCCAGCCUCAAGAGCACAGACCCGGUUCCACCUACCAAUUCGCAUCUAUAUGUCGACGUCCGCGAUGCCGCGCGUGCGCAUCUGCUCGCGGCGAGCACUCCCGAGGCCGGCGGCAAGCGCUUCGUGAUUUGUGCCGGAGAGAUGAGCAUGCAAAGAAUUGCCAAUAUUCUUCGUGAGACUUUAUCGGAGAAGAAGGAUACUAUACCCAAGGGAACCCCAGACGACUGGAAAAUGGAAGAAGGGAGGUUCAUGGCCAGCAGCGCUGAUGCCGAAAAUAUUCUAGGCCUCGAGUUCAGGAGCCCCGAGUCCACCAUUGAAGAUAUGGGAAGGCAGAUGGUUGCACUAGAGAAGAAGGCUGUUCAUUAA
Messenger RNA from Pestalotiopsis fici W106-1, 1104 nucleotides. RefSeq lists its product as uncharacterized. Gene Ontology annotation, molecular function: oxidoreductase activity, acting on the CH-OH group of donors, NAD or NADP as acceptor. The transcript has a single exon. Bases 1 to 1104 code for a protein of 367 amino acids. Lineage: Eukaryota; Fungi; Ascomycota; Sordariomycetes; Amphisphaeriales; Sporocadaceae. The record is from RefSeq and is a predicted model, not a curated record.